Messenger RNA from Eimeria tenella, 2604 nucleotides. RefSeq lists its product as uncharacterized. The record is from RefSeq and is a predicted model, not a curated record. Bases 1 to 2604 code for a protein of 867 amino acids. NCBI's taxonomy places the organism in Eukaryota, Apicomplexa, Conoidasida, Eucoccidiorida, Eimeriidae. The transcript is spliced from 4 exons.
AUGGCAGAUAAGCUGUUGGGCGCAGUCGAAGAAGCUGAAGCCACUGCUUUUGUAGAAGACCUCUUGAGAGGUUUGCUGCUGCGCGCUGCAGCAAUUCGCCCUCGCCCUGACACCCGCUGCAGCCUUUGCUCCCUCCCGCUGCCGGAGCAGCAGCUGCAGCUGCUGCAGCAACAGGAGGAGGCCCAGCAGCAGCAGCAGCAGCAGCAGGGCCUGGAGCAGCGGGAGCAGCAGCAGGAAGGCACGGGUGAAGAGCCGCAGCAGCAGCAGACACUCCUCCCUCUAAAAAGCAAUGAGAGGCUUUGGCUUGACUUGGCACCGGCGGCGGCUUCCUUCCUCAGCACUAGCAGCAGCAGCAGAAGCAGCAGCCCCAGCAGCAGCAGCAGCAGCAGCAGCGAAGAGGACGCUGCUACGCUGCGGCUGCUGCUGCUGCGCCUCUCGUUCUCUAGAAUGCUUCAAGAGGGAAGGACAGAACACUUCAGGCCCUGGUACCGCCGCAUGCUUGCUGCAGCAAAAGCUGACGCCCUGCGGCAGCUGCAGCAGCAGCAGCAGGAGCAAAGACGCAAGCAGCUGCUGCUGCGGCGGCUCAGGGAGGAGAAGGAGCAGCAGCGCAGGAAGAGGCAGCUGCUGCUGCACCCGCCAGACCCGCCGCCCCACAGACACAGCCAUCAGCACAGGCAGCAGCAGCUGCUGCUUCGACAGCAGCAGCAGCAGCAACGCAGAUUCAAGGGAAGGCCUCGACACUCGUUAGAGGAAGCCCCUAGUCCUGCUGCUGCUGAAGACUCUUUUGCUUCUCAAGCUUCCGUUGCACUUAGUGUCUGGCAACCUGGUACUCCCGCGCUGCGGCUCCCGCUGUCUGCAGCCUCAGGCUCCGAACCGUCUUCCUCGAGAAGAGCCUCAGCAGCAGCAAUAGCAGCAGCAGCAGCAGCAGAAGCACAAGAGGUCCAGUGGAGCGUAGGUGAGCUGCAGCCGGCAGCAGCAGCAGCAGCAACAACAGCAACAACAGCAGCAGCAACGUCAUGCGCAGUCGACAACGGAAACUCUACAGAAGCGGCCUCGCAGCUGGCCUCUCCAGAAGCAGCUGCUUCUGCUGCUGCUGCUGCUGCAGCUGGUGCACGGCGCAGCAGCAGCAGCAGCAGCAGCAGCAAGAACGGCAGCACUGGCAGCAGCAGCAAGAAAAACAACCGGAGCACUGUCGAUAGCAACGGCAACAGCAGCGACAACAGGACCAGCAGCAGCAGCACCAACAACUGCAAUACUGUCAGCAGCAGCAGCAAAGGCCUGCUUUCCUGCUGCGCACCCAGCAGCAGCAGCAGCAACCCCCGGGCUGCAGCAAAAGGCCUCCCCCCACUCCGCGGGGGCAAUGCUUCGCUGCUCUGCCGGCAGCUGCUGCUGCAGCCGCUGCAGCGGCCUCUGGGGGGCCCCAGUGGGCCCUGCAGGACAACUGAGGCCACUGUGCAGCACAUGCAGAGGUGGGUUGGCGAGCAGCAGCAGCAGCAGCGGCAGCAGCAGCAGCAGCAGCUGCACAAGACCCGGAGCACGGGUGGGGUGGCGACGCACGGCCGUCAAGGUAUGCCCAAAGAGCAGCAUCAGCAGCAAGAGCAGCAGCCCCAGCAUGAGCAUCAGCAGCAGCAAGAGCAGCUGCAGCAGCAACAGCAAGAGCUGCAGCAGCAAGAAGAGGAAGGAGCAGCAAGCUUGUCGCGGAGCUCUGAAGCUGCCUCAGCUGCUUCUGCAGCAGUGCAGCCAAGCUGCGAAGACCCAGCAACCGCAGCAGCAGCAGAAGGCGCUGAAGGCGCGCUGCGCGCGACAGGAGCCGCAGCAGCAGCAGCAGCAGCAGCAGCGGCAGCAGAGGAAGGAACAGCAACAGCAGCAACUUUGCUGCAGCGCAUGCAAGCAGCAAUUAAAGAAAACUGGAAGGGGGGGGAAGGCCCUUUCUCAAUUUGCCUCACCACACCUUUGGCUCAAAGCACCCCCAAAAUUCAGCCGCUGCUGCCGGAGCAGCUGCUGCUGCUGCAGCACGCACAGCCGGGCUGCAACACUGUUGCAGUAAGAUAUACCCUGGCUGCUGCAGCCAGCAGCAGCAGCAGCAGCAGCAGCCGCACUAGAAGCAGCUGCCUAUCAUGCUCUGUCUCGAGCGGAUGUGGCAGCAAAUUUCCAUGUGAUCAAUUGCUGCUGCUGCUGCUGCUGUUGCUGCUGCCCUUGCUGCAGACACUCGAGGAGCAGCACCGAAUCAAAGCCGCCCAGGCAGCGCAGCUGGAGCGCCAGCGGGCCAUUCAGGUCUUCCACGAGCGCCGGCUUGAAGAGCAAAUAGAAAUGGUGAAAGUGCUGCUGCAGCGGGAGCGGCAAAACUGCAGCGAGCUGCUGCUGAAGGAGAAAAGAAGAGAACAAAGGGGCCAGCUGCUGCGCCAGCAGCUGGCUGACUACCAUCGCCAGAAGCAGCAGAAGCAGCCCCACAGAAGCAGCAGCAACAGCAACGCCAACAGCGGCGCAGGCAGCAGCAGCAACAGCAGAAGCAACAUUGCUAAUGGCGGCGGCAGCAGCAGCAAGACCAGCACCAACAGCAGCAGCAAGCGCAGCAACAACAGCAGCAGCAAGACACCCUCUUGA